Mauremys reevesii (Reeves's turtle) is the source of this 942-nucleotide messenger RNA. RefSeq names its product olfactory receptor 52B2-like. The record is from RefSeq and is a predicted model, not a curated record. Bases 1 to 942 code for a protein of 313 amino acids. The transcript has 2 exons. Gene Ontology annotation, cellular component: membrane. NCBI's taxonomy places the organism in Eukaryota, Metazoa, Chordata, Testudines, Geoemydidae. Gene Ontology annotation, biological process: G protein-coupled receptor signaling pathway. Gene Ontology annotation, molecular function: olfactory receptor activity; G protein-coupled receptor activity.
AUGUCAGAUUCCAACAUGACUGACUUCACCAACCCCUCCACCUUCAUCCUGCUGGGCAUUCCUGGCCUGAAGACAGCCUAUGUCUGGAUCUCCAUCCCUUUCUGCACCAUUUAUGCCAUAGCUGUCAUGGGGAACUUCACCAUCCUGUUCAUUGUGAAGAGGGAGCCGAGCCUCCAUGAGCCCAUGUACUAUUUCCUCUGUAUGCUGGCUGUCACCGAUCUUUUACUAUCUACAUCUACCAUUCCCAAAACGCUGAACAUCUUCUGGUUCAAUUCCAGGGAGAUCGAUUUCAGUGCCUGCCUCACCCAGAUGUACUUCGUUCAGUGCUUCUCAGUGAUGGCGUCUGGAAUCCUCGUGGCCAUGGCUUUUGAUCGCUACGUGGCCAUCUGCCAUCCCCUGAGAUAUUCCACCAUCCUGACAAACUCUGUGGUGGCCAAGAUCGGCCUGGCCGUGGUACUGCGCAGUGGUAUGCUCAUAAUGCCCAAUCCUAUCCUGGCAAAGCAGUGGCCAUAUUGCAGAACCAACAUCAUCCCCCACACGUACUGUGAGGGCAUAGCUGUGUUGAAGGUUGCAUGCACUGACAUACGUGUCAGUAGUUACUACGCCCUCUCUGUGGCAUUCUUGGUGACCGGUGUGGAUGUUUCUUUUAUCUCCGUGUCCUAUAUCCAGAUCCUCAGGGCCAUCUUCAGUCUUCCCACAAAGGACAUCCAGCUCAAGGCUUUUAGGACCUGUGGCUCCCACCUCUUUGUCUUCUUAAUAUUUUGCAUCCCAUCUUUGUUCUCCAUCCUCACACACCGGUUUGGCCAGAAUGUCCCCCAGCACGUCCAUGUUCUCAUUGCUAACGUGUACCUCCUGGUACCCCCCAUGCUGAACCCCAUCAUCUAUGGGGUGAGGACCAAACAGAUCAGAAACAGCCUGCUCGGUUCUUCACUUAUAACUUAG